This is a messenger RNA of Jaculus jaculus (lesser Egyptian jerboa), 1507 nucleotides long. It is a transcript of the gene Coq6, whose product is annotated as coenzyme Q6, monooxygenase. Gene Ontology annotation, biological process: ubiquinone biosynthetic process. Gene Ontology annotation, molecular function: FAD binding; oxidoreductase activity, acting on paired donors, with incorporation or reduction of molecular oxygen, NAD(P)H as one donor, and incorporation of one atom of oxygen; 2-octaprenyl-6-methoxyphenol hydroxylase activity. Bases 1 to 1410 code for a protein of 469 amino acids. The record is from RefSeq and is a predicted model, not a curated record. Gene Ontology annotation, cellular component: mitochondrion. The transcript is spliced from 12 exons. Lineage: Eukaryota; Metazoa; Chordata; Mammalia; Rodentia; Dipodidae.
AUGGCGGCCCGGCUGGGAGUGAGCAGGUUGCUGGGCGCUCGCCCGGCUGCCCGGGGAGGCCCGCUGCUCGCCUGCCGGAGGUGGGCCGGUGCCUCGGCAGACACCGUGUACGAUGUGGUGGUGUCGGGCGGAGGCCUGGUGGGCGCUGCCAUGGCUUGUGCCUUGGGACAUGAUAUUCACUUUCAUGAUAAAAAAAUCCUGUUGCUCGAAGCAGGUCCAAAGAAAGUACUGGAGAAAUUGUCGGAAACUUACAGCAACAGGGUCAGCUCCAUUUCCCCUGGUUCUGCAACCCUGCUCAGCAGUUUUGGUGCCUGGGACCAUAUCUGCAACAUGAGAUACCGAGCCUUCCGCCGAAUGCAGGUGUGGGAUGCCUGCUCAGAGGCCUUGAUAAUGUUCGAUAAGGAUAAUUUAGAUGACAUGGGCUAUAUUGUAGAAAAUGACGUCAUCAUGCAUGCUCUCACUAAGCAGCUGGAGGCUGUGUCCGACCAAGUGACAGUUCUCUACAAGAGCAAAGCUGUUGGCUAUACCUGGCCUGAUACAUUUUCCAUGGAAGACUCCAGUCCUUGGGUCCACAUUACCCUAGGUGAUGGCAGCACCCUCCAGACCAAAUUGUUGAUUGGUGCUGAUGGUUACAACUCAGCAGUACGGCAGGCUGCUGGGAUCCAGAAUGUCACCUGGAACUAUGACCAGUCUGCUGUUGUGGCUACUCUGUAUUUGUCAGAGGCCACAGAAAACAAUGUAGCCUGGCAGAGAUUCCUCCCCUCUGGGCCUAUUGCUCUGCUACCGCUCUCAGAUACCUUGAGUUCCUUGGUAUGGUCCACCUCGCACGACCAUGCAGCAAAGCUGGUCAGCAUGGAUGAGGAAGAGUUUGUGGACGCCAUCAACUCCGCUUUUUGGAGCGAUGCUAACCACACAGACUUCGUUGACUCAGCCAGCACCAUGUUCCAAUACAUCGUCACCUUUCUGAAGCCCACUAGGGUCUCAGCUCGCCAGCUGCCCCCAAGUGUAGCCAAAGUGGAUGCCAAAAGCAGAGCACUCUUUCCUUUGGGCUUGGGACAUGCUGCUGAGUAUGUCCGUCCUCGAGUGGCCCUCAUUGGGGACGCAGCCCACAGAGUCCAUCCACUUGCAGGGCAAGGUGUCAACAUGGGCUUUGGCGAUAUCACCAGCUUAGUCCGCCAUCUCAGUGCUGCAGCCUUUGAUGGGAAGGACUUAGGCUCUAUGAGCCACCUGACAGGUUAUGAAACAGAUAGACAGCGUCAUAAUACUGCUCUUCUAGCUGCCACAGACUUAUUGAAAAGGCUGUAUUCGACCAGUGCUGCUCCGCUGGUGUUGCUCAGGACAUGGGGCUUGCAGGCCACUAAUGCAGUGUCUCCUCUCAAAGAACAGAUUAUGGCCUUUGCCAGCAGAUGAGAGCUCCUCUUCCAGAUCAUGUUGAAAAAGAACCCCCUCUACCAGGAUCAUCAUAUACAUAUCCAAGAUACAAAAAAUAAAUUUAUAGUAGAACUUU